AUGACCACACCCACACCUGAACAUAUCCGUAAAGUAUGGAAAAUCCUACAAGAACGUGAACAAGCUCGAAUGACCAUCUCGGCUCCUAGGUCUCAUCGAGCCCCAGAACAAAUCUUCUAUUCGGUUAUGAAUUCUCUUCGUAAUAAGAAACAUAAUCGAUAUUCUAAUAUCUUGGCUUAUGACAGGACGGCAGUAGUGGUGCAUGAUGAUGGGUAUUUAAAUGCCAAUGUGGUUUGUGAUUCCAAGGGAGGUUGGUGGGUUGCAGCUCAGGCUCCUCCACCAGAAUCGCAACAUUCAUUUUUCUACGCUAUCUAUUCCCAAUCAGCUUCAAAACAACCUUCUUUACUCCAAGCAAUCCCACAUAUACAGGUGGAGAAGAAGGGGAAACAUAAAUCAGCCAUCAUUGUCCAAUUGACGGGAUGGGAGGAAAAUGGUCGACCAAAAGCUGAUCCUUAUCUUCCGGAAACGAGUACAUCUCCAAUUAUCUUUAAACCCCCUAAAUCGUCUCAUCUCCCUCGUCUAGCCCUUCGUAGAGAAUCCGUAGAAUCUUCGAAAGAAUUAUCAACGGACAUAUCUUUACUUUCUCUCCGACCCAUUUCCCCUAUUUCAUCAUCAUCAAUAUCCAACGAUAAAGUGGGCGAGACAAACGGACGAUCGAUAUCCACAUCAACAGAUAAAUUGGGUGCGAAGAAUGGACUGUCCACUCUCACGUCAAAUGACAAAGAAGGUGAACAAACUGGAAUAUCAACAUCAUCAUCCACGUUUGGAAUGGGAGAAGAAAUCAGAUCACCCACUACAACAUCGACAACCGGGAAGAAGGUCGAAGAAAUUUUAAUAUGGCACUAUCAUUUUCAUGGUUGGCCAGAUCAUGGGAUACCUUCUGGUCAAGGGGUGAAAUCUCUGGUCAAGUUGAUCCAAACUGUCAGAGAGAAAAGAUUACAAUUAGGUGGAGAUAAAUGUGAAGUAUGGGUACAUUGUUCCGCAGGAGUAGGUAGAACAGGUACUUUUAUCGUCCUCUCUUCUUUAUUUUCUCCUCCUUCCUCUUCAGCUCCCUCAAAACCCGUCUUUUCUCCCCUGGGUCCAUUACCUUCGGACAUACGAGAAGAUGUCGUGGCGUUCACUGUGGAUUCAAUGAGAGAAUGGAGAGCACAAUUAGGGGUGAUUUAUGAUAUCUAUCAUUCAAUCUCUUCUUCAUAG
Molecule: messenger RNA, 1197 nt
Organism: Tremella mesenterica DSM 1558
Lineage: Eukaryota; Fungi; Basidiomycota; Tremellomycetes; Tremellales; Tremellaceae
Exons: 5
Coding region: 1-1197 (398 amino acids)
Biological process (GO): protein dephosphorylation
Molecular function (GO): protein tyrosine phosphatase activity
Source: RefSeq, a predicted model, not a curated record